CCAACCUGCACAAAGCAAUAGAAGUGAUAAUCCUCCAAGAUGGCUGUCUCUUCAUUCUAUAAUACUGAGGAGCCAGGAGCUGGCAUGGUUGAGGUGAACAUAUGCACCCUUGAGAUUAAUAUCAAGUAUGAAGUCAUCUCAUCAGUUGUCUGCUCUGUUUGCCUUUCAUUCGGCCUCAUCUUCACCUUUUUCGGAUACCGCUGCUUCAAGAUGGUCAUGUUCUUCUCUGGCUUCAUGUUUGGCGCGACCACCAUUCCCUUGUUGUACCACAAGGAGCCCAGGUUGGACAUCCAGGUGGGGUCAGAGACAAAGGCAGGGAUUGGCCUGGGCGUGGGUGUGCUCUGCGGGCUGAUGACCAUGCUGGUGUCCACAAUGGGACUCCUCCUCAGCGGGCUGCAGCUGGGGAGCCUGCUCUCCCUCGCCAUCCUGGUGGUCAUCGGACAGUUUCACAGCCUUCCACCAGUGUGGGUGCCUCUCGUUGUUGUGCUGGCUGCCAGCAUCGUCGCUGCUCUCUUUACUCUCCUGUGGCAGAAACUGUUCACCAUCAUCUACACAUCUGUGUUUGGAGCCACCGCCGUGAUGCUGUGUGUGGAUUACCUGGUGGGGACGUUUACGCUGCCAGAUCAGGUGUAUGAUAUGUUUUGCCAAGUUGCCCCACGUCCACUCUGCUGGUUUAACUGGACGAUCGCUGGAAUCUGGCUUAUUAUGGGUCCGAUAGGUGUGUUGGUGCAGUGGGGGUUUACUGCCAAAGGAGUAUCACACACAGAAGUUGCAUACAAAAAACACAAGAUACAUGUUAAGAAGCACAGAUAUAGAGAGUCAAGGAGAAGACCUCAACCACAUCGUCGGCGCAGGCCUCCACCGCUGAAACGCUACGCUGGGGACGUCCUGGCGCCUAGUUAUCUCCAGAGCCUUCAGGAGCGCCAGAUGGAAACGGGCUCCUCCAGCAGCAGCGUCAGCACCAUCACACAUACUUUAAUUGACUUUGACUUUGAGACGGGCUCAAUGGUGCCUCUGACUGCCUCGCCUGUCUAUAUAGUCUGA
Cyclopterus lumpus (lumpfish) is the source of this 1044-nucleotide messenger RNA. RefSeq names its product transmembrane protein 198-like. The coding region runs from base 40 to 1044 and encodes 334 amino acids. Lineage: Eukaryota; Metazoa; Chordata; Actinopteri; Perciformes; Cyclopteridae. The record is from RefSeq and is a predicted model, not a curated record. The transcript is spliced from 4 exons. Gene Ontology annotation, cellular component: plasma membrane.